CGAGGCUGCGUCGGGUGCAGUUCCCUGGCCGCGCUGCCGUAGCCAUUCUGGCUCGAGCCGCCUGGCUCACGAUCGCCGGUCUCGGCCUCUCGUCUGCUCUGGCCUCUCGGCUCGUCGGCCCCCCCCGUUGAAGCGCGUCACUCGCCUCUGGUCACGGGAUGGCCAGUCUGGAAAGGCUAAUGCAGACCAGGACCGGGCGCGCGCGGGCAAGGCGCCUCGGGUUGCUGGGGCCCCCGGCGGGUCAGCAGCUCGCCUGCGCCGUGCCCGACGGGCCGAUGCCCCCUGCAGAUGCCGGGGACGAGUCCGCGGGCCUGGUGGACGUAUUCUCCCGUGGCUCGAAGAACCACCACAGGGGCCAAUGCAGGCCGUGUCACAGCAACGGGAGCGGCCUUCCGUGCCCACGCAGUGAGACGUGCGAUUGUUGCCACUACUGCCACGGGCUGGACAAGUUCCUCGACAUGAAGCGUUACACUACCGUGACUACGAAGCGCAAGCGCUUUGGCGCAGAUGCUGAAUGGCCGACCGCAUCUGCUUCCGGUGAGGCGCCUCGGUCAACUCAGCAGGAGACGACGCAGCAGGAUGAGUGGUGCGCCACCAGCUUGCCGGUCCUGUGCCUGCCAGGUGUGGCGUCUGCCCUCAGGCACCUCAGCCCCCAGCAGCUUGCGGCGAUGCUCAGGGAGGCGGCGCCGGACUACUACGAGGACUGACGCGGUGCUGCAGGUGGCGGGUGUCCUGGAGGAGGUGAAUUUUCAUCGCAGAGCAGACGAGAGUGAGGGGUCCGAACGGCCUUACACCGUCCGUGGGUGCGACGUCGCGCCGUCGAACGGCUUCGCAUUGACGCUCGAGUCUCGCGACCCGCUUCCCGUUUUUCUGCAACUGCAGAUCCGCGCCGGCUGCGGGUUGGCCGACUCUAAGAUGGACAGGGCCAACGGCUGGUUUGAGCCCCACAGCCUAACAAGGCAGCCUGGACACUCUUGACAGCAGUGAAAUGUUUUUAUUCGCGCUCGCAAGUGCAAUGUGUGCUGCUUGUUCUUUACAGCUGCCUACGGAAGUUCCGCCACCGUGCUUGGGUUGCGUGCUAUCUGCAUAAUGAUGAGAUG
Prorocentrum cordatum is the source of this 1100-nucleotide messenger RNA. The record is from the annotation of a GenBank genome assembly. NCBI's taxonomy places the organism in Eukaryota, Dinophyceae, Prorocentrales, Prorocentraceae.